Anneissia japonica is the source of this 2656-nucleotide messenger RNA. Its product is annotated as microtubule-associated tumor suppressor 1 homolog A-like. The transcript has 4 exons. The coding region runs from base 997 to 1395 and encodes 132 amino acids. Lineage: Eukaryota; Metazoa; Echinodermata; Crinoidea; Comatulida; Comatulidae. Gene Ontology annotation, molecular function: microtubule binding. The record is from RefSeq and is a predicted model, not a curated record. Gene Ontology annotation, cellular component: cytoplasm; nucleus.
AAUUCGUCAGAAAUAUAGUAAAUUACCACAUAUAAAUUUAAAAUUUGUUUCUUUAAUUUUAAAAUAAGUUUUUUUGCAAACCUGCUCACGACCCAAUCCAAAAGUUAAAAUUGGGAUUAAAUCUGUAUAUACUGCACAUGCGAUGAAAAUACUUAUGAGCCUAGCCUAGAUGAGGAUUAAUAUUGUGUAUAUGAAAAUUAUGGCGAACGAUGCCAUUUUGUUUUUUUUUUUGUUUUUUUGGCCAAGCAGUGUCUCAAUUCACCGUUGGCAAAUUGGCAAACGGCUACUGUGAGCGUAACAUUGCAUGUCUCGGCUGUUAGUUUCCCAUCCCCUGUCCUUGCUGUCACCCAUCCCCUGUCACCCCUCUAUUGGCUGUCACCCUGGCAGUUGCCCAUUCCUUGUACUAUAUGUGCUAGAGCACACAUUCCUUCUGUUGGCUAUUUUUGAGUUCUUCCUAGUAAGAAAAUAUUAUAAUGCUCUGCCUAUCCCCACUAUUAAAUUUUCAAAAAAACUAUUGUAUAUUCAUUUAUAGUCAUGACGUGCCUAUAUAUGGUCAUGAUGUGACGUCAUCAUGACCAUAGGCAUGUAAUUGUAUGUUUCAUUUGUUCAGUUAUCUGACCAAGCUGAGCAGAAUGAUCAGCUGACUGAAACAUUAAAAACAAAGCAUGCUGAUGAAAAAAGACUUCUCCAAGAAGACAAUGCAGCUGCAACAAAUAAAAUGAGGGAUGAGUUUGAAAUUGAAGAAGAGCAGAAAAGAAUGGCUGCAGAGAAUCGGGAAUGCCAGCUCCAAGAUGACGCAUUCAAUUUAAAAUUUCAAUGUGAACGAUUAAGACACAAAUGUAAGAUGCUCGAGGAUGUCCUUCAAAAAGACUCGAAUGAGAAACUUCAGGCAGCGAUUGCUCAAUACAGUAUAAACAUUUACCAGAGGAGGUUGAAAGCCUGAAAACAGUGCUGGAGCUGAGGAAUAAAAGUGUACAUGAUUUACGAAGGCAAAAAAUGGAAUUAGAAAAAGAGCUUGAAGUGAUAUCUGAACAUGAAGAAAAGAUAAAACGAUAUGAACGACGUAUUGAAGAAUUAAAAGCAAUUGUUGGAAGGAAAGCCGAUUUAGAGAGACAAUUAUCAUCCGAACACAGAGCAUUGAAGGAAACGUUAGACAAACAGUCAACGGAAAAGAAACGCCUUUCAAUGGAAAAUGAGGAACUCGUUUGGAAACUACAACAAAGUGAGUGUGGCUCCCCAGUUUGUUUGACUCCGCCUACCCCCACAAGGACGACACGAAUGCCUUCUCCAACCAAUUCAUUUAGUCGCACAAAUCUGUUACGUUUAAGCUCAUCGGAGAGUCACGAUAACGUGUUCAUGUCGUAUGAACAGAAGAUGGACCAGAGUUUAAAUUGACGGAUGAAUAAAUAAGUCAUCCACCAUUUUGAAAUUCAAAACCUUUAUAAAACUUUGAGGAAUUUGUAGUCAAGUUUUACACAUAGGGAAUAUAAUUCUGUAGGUAUAUUGUUGAAACAAAAUCCUGUAUUAAUAACGUGGGACUGUCGGAAAAUACAGUCCUAUAGGAAAGCGGAGGGACUGUUUACAUACACCCUAUAGGAAAAGACAGCAGAAACUAUGAAACAGCAUUCAUAUGGGAAGACAAAAUCAACUUUUAAUCCUACAAUAUUUCAACUCAACUUGAUGCAAUUUUGUUGACAAACAAUGAAUGUAUACUUACAUUACAGAACAACUAAUGAAUAUUUAGCUUUAAAAAAUAACCAAUAACCAAUUAGUGUGGACCAAUUAAUGACUCAACUCCAGUUUACGUAUAUCAGGUGGAAUAGUUAAUAUUCUGCUACUUUUCACAAACUACCGAAAGGUCCACUGAUUAAUCUCAGAUAAGAAAGUAUAAUAAUAAAUCUGAUGAUGACAUAAUUAAUGUUGAAAUGUUGAAUCCCAACAAGUAUUUCAAUACUUGGAGUAUGUAUUAUACUUUCUUUUCACAAACUAAGUAUUGGAAUGUAAUCUGUUUUAGCACUGUGUAUCCUGAACACUAAAUCUGGGUUUUGAUAUCCCAUAAUAAGAUUAUAUGGUAACUAAGUGUGUGUUGGCAAUGUGAGGUAAAGUGUUCAAGGUGUAGGUUGUGUCUCAGGAAUGACGAAAGAAAAUUGUACUUUAUUUAAUAUGACAGCAAAAUGUUGUACUUUAUAUAAUGUGGCAGCCAAAUGUUGUAUGGGCUGAGUAGAUUGCUUCACCAAUGAGUAUCAGGUGCAGUCUGGUGUGGUAGAGGGCAAGCGGUUGCCCAGAUUGAUUCUAGUGAUUAAUGGGGCAAGUAAAGUGUAGUUGCUCACUGAGUUUUGGGCAAGUAGUGAUGAGUUUUUGUAUAGGUUAUUGAUAUAAUGAUCUGGGGUUAUUGACCUCCAAUUUGGGUCAUUGACCUUUUGGUAUUAUUCUGUUGAAACUUUUUGUGUGUGGAUUGUAAUGAUUACAAUUGAGUUUGAGAAGACAUCUUUAUAUGAAUGACAUCAUUUCUAUAAAAAAAAAAAAAAGAAUGAUGCCAUUGAUUGUAUAGUGAGAUGAAUGUGUUUGCAAAUAGUUUGGUUUUUCUUGCUGAAAAUAGGCUGAAAAUGUUCAAUAGCUUUCAACCUAACUGAUAAUAAUUUAAGUUGUAUUGUUA